Dryobates pubescens (Downy woodpecker) is the source of this 1374-nucleotide messenger RNA. It is a transcript of the gene CD96, whose product is annotated as CD96 molecule. Gene Ontology annotation, biological process: inflammatory response; cell-matrix adhesion. Lineage: Eukaryota; Metazoa; Chordata; Aves; Piciformes; Picidae. The record is from RefSeq and is a predicted model, not a curated record.
AUGUCUGACAGGUUUGCAGUAGAAGCCAUCAGUACCAAAACCAUGGGUGCAUCUUCCACUGACCUAGAGAGCAGUGGCACCUGCAGUGAUAGCUGGUGCCCUCUGAGCAUGCACUGCUGGCUGGGAACCGUCAUCCCACAUCAGUAUGGCCAUCCUGAAGACAUCAUCACAAAACCAGAAGUGGUCCAUGCUUUGCCAGGCACUGAUGUGACCCUGGCAUGCACCUUCCUAAAGCCACACAGCACCUACAUCAUCCAAACACAGUGGUCCAAGACUGACGGCACCCAGCUUACCAGGAUAGCUGUUUAUCACCCCGAUUAUGGCACCCACUACUUCACAUUUCCUGAGGCUUCCUACAACUUCUCAGUGUCCUUCAGCACGAGGAAGUGCUGUGACCAGGAUGCUGCAAAAGCUUUGUGUCCCCCUGAUGCAAACACCACAGCUGAGUGCAGCCAGUGGGCUCUACAUCUGACAAACAUUACCACCUCCCUCAGUGGCCACUAUGAGUGCAGCUUUUCUACCUACCCCCAUGGGAACAGAGCUGCAGGAAUUCAACUCCUCAUCAAGGCAGAAAAGGAGCAGCACUACAUGAAGGAAGUGCAGUUAAACCAGGCUUUAGAAAUCCCAUGCCUUGAGAACACCACCUCAGAACAUUUGUCCCAUUCUCCUUUGAAGUGGCUAGUGAAUCUGCUAACAAGAGACAGUGAGGGUUUCCAUCAGCUGAGAUCAACGCUGAUGUUGCAGGAGACCUACCAGACAUUCCUGUGUGCAUGUCUGAUUCCCUUCCUUGGGAGUGAAACACAGAAUGUUUCAUCAGAAAAAAUUUUUCUCUUCACAGACAAUAAGCCUAAUGAAGCCUCAUCUGAAGCUUUUACAACCGUGGCUUCAGAAGCAGGAGUGCUGACUUCUGCUCCAGAGACAAAAAGAGGCAUCAGCUCCACAGCACUUAGGGAGAGUUUGACAACAGCAUAUUUGAAGAGUUCCAGCACCGAAUCCCUACAAAGCCUCAAGGAUGCCACACGCUCCCCCAAGAACACAACCCCGCUGCCUCGUGACUUGUCCUUCAGCAUCACAGAGCAGCCAGUUUCAGUUACCAGAGAGAAAGAUUUCUUUACCACCAGCAGCCUGCUCAAUAGCACCUGUGACUUGUGGAACACGAAAGGCAGUCACUUCCCCUGGCCAACUAUGGUAGCCGUCCUGCUCCUCCUCUGCAGCUUUCUAAUAGUUCUAGGCAUCAGGAAAUGGUGUCAGUACCAGAAAGAGAUUAUGAACAGACCUCCACCUUUCAAGCCACCACCUCCCCCGAUAAAGUAUGCCUCCAUGGUGGAGUCUGAUGGGACUGCCCCAUCCUGCCAUGAACUGGAGAACCUGUGA